This is a messenger RNA of Phalaenopsis equestris, 1640 nucleotides long. RefSeq names its product U-box domain-containing protein 44-like. The coding region runs from base 5 to 1453 and encodes 482 amino acids. Lineage: Eukaryota; Viridiplantae; Streptophyta; Magnoliopsida; Asparagales; Orchidaceae. The transcript has a single exon. Gene Ontology annotation, molecular function: protein binding. The record is from RefSeq and is a predicted model, not a curated record.
AGAUAUGAACAAGAUUCUCAUGGCUUCUGCAAUUUCAAGGAUGGAGUUGACUGAUGAAAUGAAAGCCGACCUUGGAAAGGAAGGUUCAAUAGAGGCCCUUGUGAAAAUGUUCAACUCUGGUAAAAUGGAAGCAAAGUUGUCUGCUCUAAAUGCCAUAAGGAAUCUCUCUUGUUUGAAAGAGAACAAUGAACGCCUCAUCAAUUCGGGAGUCAUAUCGAAUCUGCUUCAGGUCCUCUUCUCCGUCACCUCCGUCCUAAUGACUCUGAGAGAACCAGCUUCUGCCAUACUCGCAAGCUUGGCGAAAUCUGAAAUCAUUCUUCAGAGGAAAGAUACAGCUCAGCAGAUGCUCUCACUUCUUAAUCUAUCCAGUCCAGAGAUCCAAUUACACCUUCUAAAUGCUCUGAAUAGCAUGGCUGGCCAUUCCGGAGCUAAAAGAAUAAGAGCUAAAAUGAAAGAAAAUGGAGCAAUGCAGCUACUCGUGCCUUUCCUGUUCAACACCAAUGAUGAAAUCAGGAUUGCUGCCUUGAUCUUGCUGUUUAAUCUAUCCACAUAUUUUGCAGAUGAGUUGAGUGGGCAGUCAGGAGAGAACUAUCUCAUUGUUAUGGUAGACAUAAUCUCAAAGGCAUCAUCUGAGAUGGAAAAGGCUGCUGCUUUAGGCAUUAUCAGCAACACCCCUGUGAGCGACAAGAAGGCAACUCAACUUCUCAUGAAUGCAAAUUUACUUCCUUUGCUGGUCACUUUAACUGGCACAAUCAUCACAGCUCCCUCAACCCCAACGAGGAAAUGGUUACUGGACAGCAUCGCCACUGUGAUGCUUCGAUUCACAGUUCCCUCGGAUAAGAAAUUGCAGAAAGUAUCUGCAUCCCAAGGAAUAAUUCCCUGUCUUGUGAAACUUCUGUCAGCCAAUUCCAUUGUUGCCAACUCCAGAGCAGCAAAUUCCUUGGCUCAACUAUCUCAGAAUACUCUUUUCUUAAGCAAAGUAAAGUCAUCAAGGUGGUUCUGCGUUCCUCCUCCUGCAGAAAAACUGUGUGGUGUGCACAAAGGCCUCUGCGUUGUCAAAAGCACAUUUUGCCUUGUAAAGGCGGGAGCUUUAUCUCCUCUUGUACAAAUACUGGAGGGUAAGGAAAGGGAAGCUGAUGAAACUGUACUUGGCGCACUCUCAACUCUGUUGCAGGAUCCAAUCUUUGAGAGUGGCAGUGAUGUCAUAGAGGAGGCAUCAGGAGUGCAGGCUGUCAUAAGGAUUCUGGAAGUUGGGAGCUUGAAAGCUCAGGAGAAAGCAGUCUGGAUGCUGGAGAGGAUUUUCAGAGUUGGAGCUCACAGAAGCAAAUAUGGUGAAGCUGCUCAGCAUCUACUCAUUGAGCUUGCUCAGAAAGGAGAUCCAAUCCUGAAGCCAAUGAUUGCUAAAAUAUUAGCGCAUCUUCAACUGUUGGAAAUGCAGUCGAGCUUUUUUUGAGAAUUUUUCUUAGGAAAUGUGUAAAAUUUGUGCAGGUCAUUAUUUUGUCCAAAGCAUUUGUAUGGGAGAUUAGAAUAUAGGUUUGUUCAUAACAAAUUCUUGUUUUUUUUUGUGAGAGUGUAAAGAGAAAUUUGCUUUCAUGUAUCGUUUAUGUAAUGAAAAUACUCAACUUUUGAGCUGUGUAGAA